GAAGAGAUCUCAAAUAUAAAUAAGAAGAAGAGGGUAUUUUCCAAUUUAGACGUUACAAUUUGCAUUUUGGGAAGCACAACAGAGAGAGAGAGAGAAUGGAGAAUGGUGGGGAAGAUCCACAAUUAGAGAUAGUAGAAGCACCACCACCACCACAGCCACAGCGAAGGUUGAAAGCGAUCCCACCAAAUCCACCGCCAACAGAUCGACCCGCACGUGUAUAUGCAGAUGGCAUCUACGAUCUCUUCCACUUCGGUCAUGCUCGUGCCCUUGAACAAGCUAAAAAACUAUUGCCCAACACUCAUCUUCUUGUUGGAUGUUCCAAUGAUGAAACCACCCACAAAUUCAAGGGAAAAACUGUUAUGAAUGAAAAGGAGCGCUAUGAAUCUCUGCGCCACUGCAGAUGGGUUGACGAAGUUAUUCCAGAUGCGCCUUGGGUUGUUACCCCGGAGUUCAUUGAGAAACAUCGGAUUGACUAUGUGGCACAUGACGCUCUUCCUUAUGCAGAUGCAACUGGAGCUGGACGUGAUGUUUACGAGUAUGUUAAGUCCAUUGGCAAGUUUUUGGAGACCAAGAGGACGGAUGGAAUAUCUACUUCAGAUUUGAUAAUGAGGAUUGUAAAAGAUUACAAUGAAUAUGUGAUGCGCAAUUUGGACCGAGGUUAUUCAAGAACGGAUCUUGGUCUGAGCUUCGUGAAGGAAAAAAGGUUGAGAGUGAACAGGGGUUUGAAAAAGUUGCAUGAGAGAGUAAAGAAACAACAAGAGAAAGUGGAAGAGAAGAUACAAACAGUAGCAAAGCAUCGAAAUAUUUGGGUGGAAAAUGCUGAUAGAAUGGUUGCUGGUUUCCUUGAGAUGUUCGAAGAGGGUUGCCACAAAAUGGGGACUGUCAUAAGAGACCGAAUUCAAGAACAGAUGAGGACCAAGAGUAUAAAAGGGCUUCUAUAUGACAAAGAAGAGGAUGACGAUGAAUAUGACUACUAUUUUGGCAGCAGUGAUGAUGAUGAAGAAUACUAUGAUGGUGAAGAUGAAGACUAGGGUUCUUCACUUUCUUAUGUUAUGUGGUGAGUUUCACCAUGUAAAAUGUAGUUUAUGGAUCAAGUUGGAUGAAGAUGUAUUAUGUCUAACGGUUGGAUGCGCGUGCGAUAUGCGUGUUUUCUUUUGGGUAGGAUGUAGUGGCAAUUAGCUGUGUUGUAAACCUUAAUCAAUCAUAGUCUUGUACCAUAACGCUGUCAAGCAGAGUGAUUUGAUUAAUAUGAGAUGAAUAAUCAUAUGUUCUUGAAAA
Lycium barbarum (goji berry) is the source of this 1278-nucleotide messenger RNA. Its product is annotated as choline-phosphate cytidylyltransferase 1-like. NCBI's taxonomy places the organism in Eukaryota, Viridiplantae, Streptophyta, Magnoliopsida, Solanales, Solanaceae. The record is from RefSeq and is a predicted model, not a curated record. The coding region runs from base 96 to 1031 and encodes 311 amino acids. Gene Ontology annotation, biological process: CDP-choline pathway. The transcript has 8 exons. Gene Ontology annotation, molecular function: phosphatidylcholine binding; choline-phosphate cytidylyltransferase activity.